Molecule: messenger RNA, 1518 nt
Organism: Gordionus sp. m RMFG-2023
Lineage: Eukaryota; Metazoa; Nematomorpha; Gordioida; Chordodea; Parachordodidae
Exons: 8
Coding region: 1-1518 (505 amino acids)
Molecular function (GO): DNA binding
Source: RefSeq, a predicted model, not a curated record
AUGAAUAAACUUAAAGAACAAAUUCGAGCGUACCCCUAUCAAAGCAAACGUAAAACAUAUAAUCAAGUUAUGCGUAUUAGAAAAAUGGAUCCUCUCGUUCAACUCUAUUCUAAUGCUCUACCAACAUUUCUAUGUCAAAACUAUUAUGAAUCCUUUAUAAAUUUUGUUAUGUGUGAGAUUGUUGAAGAUAUUGAAAUUUCUUUGGAAAAUGAGCAAAAUAUAGAUGAUCCUUUCCCAAAAUUCAAGAAAUACUUUAACCUUGAAGAAAAAAUUAAUACUGGAUAUCGGUUUCGGUGCAAGAUGUGCCGCAAAAUUAUCUCUUCAAAUCAUACGAGCAGCUUUAAUUUGAAAAAACAUUUAAAGACUGUGCACACUUCAAAUUAUAAAGAGAUUGAAAAAUAUCUCAAAAGUUUUGGGGUAAUGGAAGAAGAUAAACCCACUUCCAAAUCAAAUUUAAUACAAACAAAAUUAACCAAUAUGGAUUCAUCAACACCUGGUGUAUCCCAAAAAUUGGCUGAUAAAGUCAUUAUUAACUUUAUAAUUGAUACAGUUCAACCAUUAUCCUUGGUGGAUAAUAAUUCUUUUAUAAAGAUGAUAAACACUUUUUCUCCACGGACCAAGAUAUUUUGUAGGCAGACACUGAUGGCAAGAAUUUUGGAGAGCUUUAAGGAAAUGAAAGAAUCUUUGAUAUUAAAUCUAUCAGAUGUCUCCUACGUCUGUACAACGGCAGAUUGCUGGACUCACAAUAGAAGAGCUUAUUUAGGAGUAACUGCACAUUGGAUUGAUCCUAAAAAUCUUAAACGAAAAUCUGUAGCUUUAGUUCUAAAGAGAAUAAUUGGCUGUCAGACUUAUGACAUUCUAGCCAAUAUUAUUGCAGAAAUCCAUAGGUCUUACAAAAUUCAAAACAAGGUUUGUAAGAUGAUUACGGAUAAUGGGUCUAAUUUCCUGAAGGCCUUCAGAAUAUUUGGGGAAGAUAAUAAUAAUAACAAUACUAGUAAUAUUCCUGACAAAAAUAUUGAAGAUGGAGAAGAAGAAGAUGAUGAAAUGGAGUUUGAGAUAAUUGAUGUUCAUGACAUCCUUGGAUCUUCAAUAAGGUCUUCUAUGUUACCUAGCCAUCAUCGUUGUUCCUGCCACAACCUAAAUUUAAUUGCGACAGUGGAUGCUGAAGAAGCAUUAUUAAAUGAGGAUUUUAAAAGAGUAUCAAGAUCUACAUUUUCUAAAUGCCAAGCUCUUUGGAAUAAACAAAAUAAGUCAUCAAAGACGUCUGAUAUUUUCAAAAAAAAAUUAGGACGUUAUUUAUUGACACCAAACACUACAAGAUGGAAUAGUGUUUACAAUGCUAUGAAACUUUUAGCAUUGUUUCUAGAUGAGAAAAAAAUGAAAAUGAAUUAUAUAUUGGAUCAAAUGGGAAUACAAUUUCCAGAUCUGUAUGAUGAUGAUAAUGUAAUAGCUGCUAUCGUUCAUCCUAGUUUCAAGCAAAAGAUGCUAAGAGACAAAGGAGGGGGCUACCAGAAAUAA